CAAUGGAGAAACGGCGGAGCUAGAGACGAUGGCAGAGCUCAGCGACACCCUAAAAGAAAGGGAGAGAAUCCUCGCAUCCACCCGCAGACCUGAUGGAACCCUCCGCAGGCCAAUUCGGAUUAGGGCCGGUUACGUUCCCCAAGAUGAGGUCGCCAUCUACCAAUCCAAAGGUGCUCUGUGGAAAAAGGAAAUGGCUGCUGCGCAGCAAGUUCCUCCGGGCUAUGAUCAUGCGCCAGAUGCUAAACCAAAGAGUAAGUCGGUAAAGAGAAAUGAAAGAAAGAAGGAGAAGCGGCUACUGGCGUCUCUUGGAAAGAGUGAGAACGUCGAACCCGUGGUAAAAGAGGCAUUGACGAAGGAAGUACAACCUGUGGAAGAUUCAAUCAAUGGGUCAGAUUCUCUCAAAUCUUUGGCAUCACAGAUGAGCGAGCUAGCUGUUUCUUCAAAUACUACUACAGAUACCCCUCUCUCAAGCUUGACAACAGCUUCAGACCAAGGGGCUCCUCUUCGAGAUAUUGAUAAAAAAAUUCGAGCACUGAAAAAGAAGAUUCGACUAGCAGAAGGUCAGCAGCCGAACACUGCACAGCAAGAUACGAACCCAGAGCAAGUGGAAAAGUUAGUGAAAUUGGAAGGUUGGCGCGAGGAGCUGAGGCUUUUGGAAUGUAAAAAGACUGAACAGGCAGCUCAAUGAAAUGGGAUUGUUAAAUGUAUUGAACAAUGUUCCAUGAACAAAAUUUGUCCAUCUUGAUUUUGUUCUGGCAAUGGUUAAGGAGUUGCAUGUGAACAUUGGGGUUGUUCCAUGUAUUCAUUUGAGUGACCUGCAUGAUUAUCAAACGGUUUCUCGCAUUUCUGCUUGC
Messenger RNA from Tripterygium wilfordii, 854 nucleotides. Its product is annotated as partner of Y14 and mago-like. NCBI's taxonomy places the organism in Eukaryota, Viridiplantae, Streptophyta, Magnoliopsida, Celastrales, Celastraceae. Gene Ontology annotation, cellular component: exon-exon junction complex; cytoplasm. Gene Ontology annotation, molecular function: RNA binding. The transcript has 4 exons. The record is from RefSeq and is a predicted model, not a curated record. Gene Ontology annotation, biological process: exon-exon junction complex disassembly. The coding region runs from base 29 to 688 and encodes 219 amino acids.